UGCGAUGGUUCUUUUUAUUUCAGUGGUUCGCUUUAUUUCGAUCGUUUGCUUUCGAUGGUUCGCUUUAUUUCGAUGGUUCGCUUUAUUUCGAUGGUUCGUUUUUAUUUCGAUGGUUCACUUUAUUGCGAUGGUUCUUUUUAUUUCAGUGGUUCGCUUUAUUUCGAUGGUUUGCUUUCGAUGGUUCGCUUUAUUGCGAUGGUUUGCUUUAUUUCGAUGGUUCGCUUUAUUUCGAUGGUUCGCUUUAUUUCGAUUGUUCGCUUUAUUUCGAUGGUUCGCUUUAUUUCGAUUGUUCGCUUUCGAUUGUUCGCUUUAUUUCGAUUGUUCGCUUUCGAUUGUUCGCUUUAUUUGGAUUUUCCGCGUUCGAUGGUUCGCUUUAUUUCGAUGGUUCGCUUUCGAUGGUUCGUUUUAUUUCGAUUGUUCGCUUUAUUUCGAUUGUUCGCUUUCGAUUGUUCGCUUUAUUUCGAUUGUCCGCUUUCGAUGGUUUGCUUUAUUUCGAUGGUUCGCUUUAUUUCGAUGGUUUGCUUUCGAUGGUUCGCUUUAUUUCGAUCGUUUGCUUUCGAUGGUUCGCUUUAUUGCGAUGGUUCUUUUUAUUUCAGUGGUUCGCUUUAUUUCGAUGGUUCGCUUUUUUCGAUCGUUCGCUUUAUUUGGAUUGUCCGCUUUCGAUGGUUCGCUUUAUUUCGAUGGUUCGCUUUCGAUUGUUCGCUUUAUUUGUAUUGUCCGCUUUCGAUGGUUCGCUUUAUUUCGAUGGUUCGCUUUAUUUCGAUUGUCUGCUUUCGAUGGUUCGCUUUAUUUCGUGGUUCGCUUUAUUUCGAUGGUUCGCUUUCGAUGGUUCGCUUUAUUUGGAUGGUUCGCUUUAUUUCGAUGGUUCGCUUUAUUUCGAUUGUUCGCUUUAUUUCGAUUGUUCGUUUUAUUUGGAUUGUCUGCUUUCAAUGGUUCGCUUUAUUUCGAUGGUUCGCUUUAUUUCGAUGGUUCGCUUUAUUUCGAUGGUUCGCUUUAUUUCGAUUGUUCGUUUUAUUUGGAUUGUCUGCUUUCAAUGGUUCGCUUUAUUUCGAUAGUUCGCUUUAUUUCGAUGGUUCGCUUUAUUUCGAUGGUUCGCUUUCGAUUGUUCGCUUUAUUUGGAUUUUCCGCGUUCGAUGGUUCGCUUUAUUUCGAUGGUUCGCUUUCGAUGGUUCGCUUUAUUUCGAUGGUUCGCUUUCGAUGGUUCGCUUUAUUUCGAUUGUUCGCUUUCGAUUGUUCGCUUUAUUUCGAUUGUUCACUUUCGAUGGUUCGCUUUAUUUCGAUGGUUCGCUUUCGAUGGUUCGCUUUAUUUCGAUUGUUCACUUUCGAUGGUUCGUUUUAUUUCGAUGGUUUGCUUUUUUCGAUUGUUCGCUUUAUUUGGAUUGUCCGCUUUCGAUGGUUCGCUUUAUUUCGAUGGUUCGCUUUAUUUCGAUGGUUCGCUUUCGAUUGUUCGCUUUAUUUGUAUUGUCCGCUUUCGAUGGUUCGCUUUAUUUCGAUGGUUCGCUUUAUUUCGAUUGUCUGCUUUCGAUGGUUCGCUUUAUUUCGUGGUUCGCUUUAUUUCGAUGGUUCGCUUUCGAUGGUUCGUUUUAUUUCGAUGGUUCGCUUUAUUUCGAUGGUUCACUUUAUUUCGAUGGUUCGCCUCAGAACAGCUGGAUCAGCCUCAGUGUAGUAACUACUGUACGAUAUCUUCAAAAGCAGCGCUACUGAGCCCUAGUGUGGCCAAUUUAGGAAAGCAGAGGGUUACGCAGUUCCCACUUCUGCCUUAUCUCCCGCCAGCUGUCGUUGAUUAAGGCACUUCUGCUUUUCCAGUGGGACCAUUUCAUGAAUUUGUGUCUGAAAGAGUCUUCUGCUAAAUGGCAGGGAACGUCAGAUGACCCAUUUCUUCAGUUGGUGCUGAUUAUAAACCCCCACGAGCAGAGCCGCUGUGACAUCAGAACAUUUCAUGUAACGUUUGAUUUUCAGACAUUCUGCGGUGUGCAAGAGCAUCGCCACGUGUCAGAUUUAACAAAGAGCGAUGACCGCGGUUGAAAUGAAUUCAGAGCGGAUUCCAAGAGCAAAUUGAAACUGUACAGUUUUUGGUUUUCAUGAAAUUCAGAAGUGCCAGGGGAUAUUGACCGACUUUUAGUAGAGAGCUUGUGUUUGUCACUAAUUCACAGAAUCCAGCGCUCUCUACACAGUGAUAACAGUUUAAUCACACAGUUUAACAGCCUAGAUAACCGGACUGCUUGACUUUUAACAUGGCUCGCUCAUAUGUCUCCCUCUUCAGCCAUUGUCCUGAAAGUCAACAUAAAAUCAUAAUGAAUCCUUCUCAAUACAUUUGCAAGGCCAAACAUAUCAUCAGUGAUCAUUAUUCCAGACAAAAGUGCAGAGUUGGGGUUUAUUUUAAACAAAAUAACUGGAUAAGUCCAGAGAUGGAGUCGUUUCACUGGAAUAAUUUUUAAGUACAAGUUCCCAUGAAACCAUUUUAUGUUAACUUUUGCUCUUUAAAAAUGAUAUAAAAAGACACGUUUCUUGCCUGACCUUCUUACAAAAAGAGAAAAGAGUUUGUAAGUCAUUGUGUCUGAGAUUCUCGUCCUAGACUUCUUGUCUCCACAUCAAUUGUGAAAAAGGCCAAAUGCCUCAUUCCUGCCGUGUGACGGAUCUCACGAGUGUGUGUGUGUAUUUAUAUGUAUUGUAUGGGUCUACCACAUCAACAUUUACUUACGCUUUCAUACACACUGAAACCACAGAAUAAAACAUUCAUUGGUGAAAGGCAUUUGUGACUUUUUAUCUCACAAUAUAUAAAAUUAUAUGAAGUCGC
Pimephales promelas (fathead minnow) is the source of this 2797-nucleotide messenger RNA. The record is from RefSeq and is a predicted model, not a curated record. NCBI's taxonomy places the organism in Eukaryota, Metazoa, Chordata, Actinopteri, Cypriniformes, Leuciscidae.